This is a messenger RNA of Zychaea mexicana, 2646 nucleotides long. RefSeq names its product alanyl-tRNA synthetase. Gene Ontology annotation, molecular function: aminoacyl-tRNA deacylase activity; alanine-tRNA ligase activity; nucleic acid binding. Gene Ontology annotation, cellular component: cytosol; cytoplasm. The record is from RefSeq and is a predicted model, not a curated record. The transcript has 15 exons. The coding region runs from base 1 to 2646 and encodes 881 amino acids. Gene Ontology annotation, biological process: tRNA modification; alanyl-tRNA aminoacylation. NCBI's taxonomy places the organism in Eukaryota, Fungi, Mucoromycota, Mucoromycetes, Mucorales, Lichtheimiaceae.
AUGUACAAAGUCGGCAUACUGCGGGCUGGUCCCCGUCGUGGACUUCACAUAUGUCAACCUGCUCGCUUUAUCCAACGACUGUCCUCGCCCGAGCUGCGUUCACGCUUUGUCGACUACUUUGAAAAGCAAGGACACACUCGCGUUAAAAGUGCCAGUCUUAUUCCUCACAAUGACAAGAGUUUAUUGUUUACAAAUGCAGGCAUGGUGCCAUUCAAGGAGUACUUUAUGAAACCUGACACUGCACCCUAUAGUGCCGCAACGAGUGUACAAAAGUGCAUGCGCGCUGGUGGUAAACACAACGAUCUCGACAAUGUCGGCUAUACUCCACGGCAUCACACGUUUUUCGAAAUGCUGGGCAACUUUUCAUUCGGUGGUUAUGGUAAACAAGAGGCGAUCGCGUUAUCGUGGCGAUUCUUGUUGGAGGAGCUGGAACUGCCACUGUCGCGUCUUCGAGUAACUGUACUAGAAAAUGACGAGGAAGGAUAUCAACUCUGGAAAAAGCAAGGUUUGCCUGACGAGAAGAUUGUCAGAUGCGGCAUGGAAGAUAACUUUUGGUCAAUGGGUGACGGCGAAGGACCCUGUGGACCCUGCACAGAAAUUUUCUGGGAUACCAUGGACGACAGUUUGGAUGAGAGAUGGUUGGAGAUUUGGAACUUGGUGUUUAUGGAAAACUAUCGGACGGCUGACGGCAAGCUUACCAAGCUUCCUACGCCCUGUAUCGACACUGGCAUGGGUUUGGAGCGUAUGGCAUCCGUUUUACAAGAUAAGCGCAACAACUUUCAGAUCGACCAGUUUCGACAUUUGAUUGGUGGGCUUCGUCAGGUCUUGAAGAGCAAGAACGUUGCGGUGUCUUCUUCGGACGAUCCAACCGCGCACGAAAAAAUCAUCGCGGAUCAUUUCCGUGCAAUGUGCUUCCUUAUUAGCGACGGUGUCGUACCAAGCAACAUAGGACGAGGCUAUGUAUUACGACGCAUCAUCCGAAGAGCAUUGCGGUCGGCUCAUCAAGUGGGUAUGAAUGAACCAUUCUUGACGGAAUUAUACCCUCACCUACUGGAAGGCUUUGUGGACGGCUCCUAUCCGGAACUCGCCAGCCGUGCCUCCUCGAUCUGCAACGUCGUUGCCAACGAAGAAGCUACUUUCUUGACAACGCUGAAUCGCGGCUUGUCGCUUCUGAACAAUGUCUUUACACACCCCGACCAUCAGAAAAGCAAGACAAUUCCACCAGAUGUCGCGUUCCAGCUCUAUGAUACGUUUGGAUUUCCAUUCGACCUAACUUUAAUUAUUGCGCAAGAAAAGGGAUGGACUGUGGACAUGAAGGAAUGGCGCAACAUGAAUAUUCUUCCACAGUUCACUGGAUACAACCACGACUUAUUGCAUCAAGAGUCUCAAAUUGUGGCAAUAGAGGCAACGAAAAAGGGUAAAAAAACGGAUGUGACCUUGUCGAUCGAUCCAUGUCCAUUCUAUGGUUUGGGCGGUGGUCAGAUCCCUGACAGUGGCUCACUUACUUUGGCCAAUGGAAGCCAAUGGCACGUGCUCGAUGUAUUUCAGCCCUAUGAGGGUGGUAUUGCUCUUCGAGUUGCGCCGGCAGAUGGCGCUAAGAAUAUCGACCGAAAACUGGAGCAAGACAAGGAAUUCCUCGAGGCCGGUCAACUAGUACAGACUUCAGUGGAUUUGGAGAAGCGUACAGGAGCUGAAGUACAUCACACUGCUACACAUUUAUUAAAUGCCGGUCUUCGAGCUAUUCUGAAAACAGAUAUCGUACAAGCAGGCUCGACGGUGGAACCCAAUAAACUGCGAUUCGAUUUCACUUACGGCAAGCCAUUGACGCCAUCUCAGUUGGAUGCCAUUGAAAGAUGGAUCAAUGAUGCUAGCAAGGCGGGUGGUGCUACAAACGUUCAACACAUGAAACUUACAGAUGCUGUGGAAUCUGGUGCGAUUGCAGCCUUUUCCGAAAAAUAUGGGGAGAUGGUUCGAGUUAUUGAAGUGCCGGGCGUAAGCCGGGAAUUAUGUGGAGGCACCCAUGUCGAUGAUGUGCGUCGACUAUAUCCAUUCAAAAUCUUGAACGAAACCUCGGUUGCAGCUGGCACGCGUCGUAUCGAGGCGGUUGCGGGACUAGCAUGCAUUGAAUGGUACAAAAAGACCUACGAGCCCGUGCCUGAUAUCCUAAAGAUGCUACGGGCUAGCAGCACCAAAGAUGCAGCAGCGAAACUAGAGAAAAGCAUGCAACAGACCCGUGACAUUCAGAAACGACUGGACUUGGUUACAGAAAAGUUAGCAACAGCAGGUGAAGUGAUUGUGCACCCCAUUGAAACGCAGCUGGAGAACAAUACGAAGGUUCCUGUGCGAGUCCAUUUGAUCGACAGCGACCUGGAUGCUGGCUUUAUGCAGAAACGUGCCAAUGUCUUGAAGGAAACGCAGGCGGGGUAUGCGCAUGUUUUGCUCAGCAAGAACACGAUCGUGGUUGCUGUCAACACUUCCAAGAUCCAGGACCACACGGCCAACUCGAUAUUGCGACACGUGCUCAAGAGCGUCAAAGGUGGCGGUGGUGGACAAGCAGAGUAUGCUCAAGGACGACUCGCAGAAGCAGUCUCGGACAUGGACGGAAUUGAGUCCAAGAUUAUUCCUGCGCUCAAGGCCCGUGCGUAA